Molecule: messenger RNA, 4903 nt
Organism: Trichosurus vulpecula (common brushtail)
Lineage: Eukaryota; Metazoa; Chordata; Mammalia; Diprotodontia; Phalangeridae
Product: gastrula zinc finger protein XlCGF57.1-like
Exons: 6
Coding region: 753-2633 (626 amino acids)
Biological process (GO): regulation of DNA-templated transcription
Molecular function (GO): DNA-binding transcription factor activity, RNA polymerase II-specific; RNA polymerase II cis-regulatory region sequence-specific DNA binding
Source: RefSeq, a predicted model, not a curated record
GGGGGCGGGGCCUUGGAGUGGCGUCCUCUUUGGGCAGAGCCCCAGCCGCUGCUCUCAGCUAGCCCCGCCCCCAGAGGGCACUCGCUGGCGGAGCGGGGCAGGGACUCUCAGUGAUCGGAAGAGCCAUGACUUAGCCUCCGGGGCCGGAGUGUGAGUUCAUCGAGGGCGACCUCUCCUUUCCACCUGGCCGGGGUGGAAGAGGCGACACCGAUGGCGGUCCAUGGAGCGAGUCCGCGCCUCGCUCCCAGGCCUCAGCCAUUUCUGGGGUUAGAAGGGACGGAGUAGGGCGAACUGCAUUUCCCAGGAUUCCUUGCCGUGUUGUCUUACUCCGAUCGGUUCUGGGACUAGUCGCAGAAGGAGCAUGCGCAGGGCUAUGGCCCCUCCCGUUCUGCCCUCCUACCUUGCGGCCGUUUUACAUAAGGAGCGCCCGAGUGAGCGGGGAGGCUUCCGCACACGCCGCUCAGGAUGGCGGUCCCAGCAUAGUCCACGUGGGCCUCCGUUCUGCUGUCAUCAUGCUGUGACCAGGCUCCAUUUCCCACGGGGGCCCACGGCGCCCAUUGCAUUCUGGGUAGUGUAGUUCAGGCGCUCCGUGCGCGCAGGCUCAGUGCGUGGGGUCAGGCUUCCGUGGGGGAGGUAAAUGCGCAUGCGUCCUAGGCUCUCACGGCCUGAGAGCAGCGGCAGCCCCGCUGGAGGCCGCGGAAGUCCUGGGAGCGUAGGGAGCCCUGCCUUCCCUGGGCUGACCUUCUGCCAGCAUGGAGGAGGAAGAGGCCAAAGCCAGGACUCUGCAGACCACUGGGCCCCAGGAAUCGGUGACAUUCUGGGAUGUGGCCGUGUACUUCACCUGGGAGGAGUGGAGCCACCUUGCCCCUGCUCAGAGGGCCCUGUACAGGGAGGUGAUGCUGGAGACCUUUGAGAACCUCGUUUCCCUGGGGCUUCCAGUUUUGAAACCCUCUGUGAUCUCCCGAUUGGAGAAAGGAGGCGCUCCGUGGAUGCUCGAGGGAGAGGUCCCAAGAGACCCUGACCCAGAGUCCCUUUGUCAGGAACAGCGACAUGACACCAAGGACCUGCCUGUGCAUCAAGCCAUUUGCUUGACAACAUCCUCCCGGGAGAGACUGCAAGAGGAAAUGAUUCAUACUGAUGAGGAACCUUAUAAAUUUAAAGAAAAUGAGAAAGCCUUCCAUCAUUUGGGAAGCCCUAAUGAUUAUCAGAACAUUCAUAGCCAAAAGAAACUCCCUCUUUUUAAUGAAUCAGGGAAAGCUUUUCUUCUACAUGAGAAAGCACAUGUUGGGAAGGAACUCUUUAAUUCUAAUGAAUGCGACAAAGCCUUUCAGUGGGAGUAUAAACUUGGUGCACAUCACAGAAUUUAUACUGAACAGAAACUCUUUGAAUGUAGUGAAUGUGGGAAAAACUUUAGCCAAAGGUCAUCCCUUAUUUCACAUCAGAGAAUUCACACUGGCAAUAAACCUUUUGAGUGUACUGAAUGUGGGAAAGCCUUCUACAACAAAUCUCAGCUUACUGUGCAUCAGAGAAUUCAUACAGGAGAGAAACCCUUUGAAUGUAAGGAAUGUGGGAAGAACUUUAGCCUGAAGUCAUCACUUAUUUCACAUCAGAGAAUCCAUACUGGGGAAAAGCCCUUUGAAUGUAAUGAAUGUGGGAAAAACUUUAGCCAGAGAUCAUCCCUUAUUUCCCAUCAGAGAAUCCAUACUGGAGAAAAACCCUUUGAGUGUAAUGAAUGUGGGAAAAACUUUAGCCAAAGAUCAUCACUCACUUCUCAUCUGAGCAUUCAUACUGGAAAAAAAGCCUUCGCUUGCAAUGAAUGUGGGAGAGCCUUCUAUGAUAGAUCUCAGCUCAUUUUACACCAGAGAAUUCACACUGGAGAGAAAACUUUUUUGUGUAAUGAAUGCGGGAAAGCCUUCUACAGAAGAUCACAACUUACUGAACACCAGAGAAUCCAUACUGGUGAGAAACCCUUUGAGUGUAUUGAAUGUGGAAAAAAUUUCACUGUGAGAUCAUCACUUAUUCAGCACCAGAGAAUUCACACUGGAGAGAAACCCUUUGAGUGCACUGAAUGUGGGAAAGCCUUCUAUAACAAAUCUCACUUUACUGAACAUCAGAGAAUUCAUACUGGAGAGAAACCUUUUGAGUGUGCAGAAUGUGGGAAAAACUUCAGCCUGAGAUCAUCACUUAUUUCACAUCAGAGAAUUCAUACUGGAGAGAAACCCUUUGAGUGUAAUGAAUGUGGAAAGAACUUCAACCAGAGGUCAUCACUUAUUAAACACCAGAGAACCCAUACUGGGGAGAAACCCUUUGAAUGUACCGAUUGUUGGAAAAACUUCAGCUGGAAGUCAUCCCUUAUUUCACAUCAAAGAAUUCAUACAGGAGAGAAACCCUUUGAGUGUAAUGAAUGUGGGAAAGCCUACUACAACAGAUCUCAGCUUACUGUACAUCAGAGAACUCAUACUAGAAGAAAAUCUUUUGAGUGUACAGAAUGUGGGAAAAACUUCAGUGAGAGGUCAUCAUUUAUUAAACAUCAGAAAAUUCAUACAGGAGAGAAACAUUUUGAGUACCAUGAAUUUGGAAACUCUGUCAUUUAUUGUACAUCAGAUAAUUCAUUCUGGACAGGAACCCUUUGAGGAUAAUUAAUGGGAAAUAUUUCACUACAAAUCUCAGCUUAAUGAACAUCAGAAAAUUCAGAAAAAUGUGCUGGAGAGAAACCCAUUAGAUAUGGAGAAAAGCUUCACCUGAAAGGACCACUUUACUGACCAUCAGAAUUCACAUUUGAGAGAAACCCUUUGAGUGUCAUGAAUUUGGAAAAUUUUUGCUGGAGAUCAUCACUCAUCAAACAUGAGAAUUCAUACGGGGGAGAAUGCCAAGAAGGCAACUAGGUGGUCCAGUAAAUAAGAGUUCUGUCCUUGGAGUCAGGAAGAUUUGAGUUUAAAUUUUGUCUCAGAGAUUUCCUAGCUAUGUGACACUGUGCAAAUUACUUAACCUCUCUCAGACUCAGUUUCCUCAUCUAUAAAAUGGGGGAUUUGGACUUAGUGGCCUCUGAGGUCCCUUCCAACUCUAAAUCUGUGAUCCUGUGAGAAAAUACUACUUAUGUAAUGAAUGUAGGAAAGCUUUUCUAGAAUGAAGAAAACUUACUGAACAGAAUUCAUGCUGGAGGUUAAGCCUUUGACCAGAAUGAAAUAUGCGAUACCCUUCAGAUAUGCCUCAUGCUUGACUAUAUUAGAGAGCUCUUAUUUAAGAAAAAAAUACAUUAAAACAAUGAAUAUGGAAUCUUCAGCCAGAAAGGACUGCUGAUAAACUCCAUAAAUGCAAUUAAAUAUGAGAAAGCCUUUAGCACCAGUUGAACACUUUCAGAGAAAGGGUCAGAGAAUUAAUACAGAAUAAAAAGAUUAUGCAAUAAAAAACCCACUUUAUUGUAAUGUAGAAGAUAAGUCAGUGAAUGGCUUUAUUUCAUACCUUGUUAUGUGCAGUAGCAGCAGGUAACUGGCAGAAAACACAUAAACAUGCUGAGCUCACAACCGAUCAGCCCCUGGCCUUGGGGGUGAGUUGUGAUGUUUUGGGGAGGGGAUGCAAAGACAUUCAAAUCUACUCCAAGGGGCCCUCUGUCUUUUGGUUGGCUUUGGAGAAGAACUGAGGGGUGGGAAAGCUCCCCACAGGGAUUAGUCAUGACUGCCCAUUUUCACUUGAAAUAGACCCACAGUCUAAAGCAACAUUACACAUGGCUAGAAAUGAAUAAUAUGGUCUCCCUCCCCUUCCCUCUGCCACCACAAUUCAAUAACCAUGGCAGUGUGUAGUGAAUAGUGUGCUGGACUUGGAGUCAGGAAGACCUGGGUUCAAAUCCUGCCACAGAAACUUCUGAGUUGUAUAACUGGAUGAAAGUCACUCCCUGUCUCUGAGCCCAAGUAAGUGAGUGGCCUGAACUCAAGGACUUCUUAUGUACCUUCUGCCUUGAAAUCUAUGAUGUUCAUGGAUUCCUAUUGGAGGUGAACUAUAGAGAUCUAAUAAUGAUGGAAAAGCAUCACAGCAACCUGCCAUUUGUUCAAUGCUGGCAAGUCAAGGUUGCUGAGUUAUUAGCCAUAAGAUUUUGUGGUGUUUGGGGAGAAAAGUAAUGGCAUCUUCCUUUGAGCCACCUCACUACGAUAUAUUGACUGUCUUCACAUAGUAGUAGAUCACAUAGGGCUGCUGGUGUGAUCUCUGCAGAAUCAAUAGCAAUUAAACUACUAUUUUAAAAAUCUUGGUUUUUAAAAACAAGUUGAAGUAUUCAGAUAUAUGUAUAUAAGUGCAUUCACACUUUACAGUAAGUUUUACUGAUGCCUUCUGUUUUUCCAUCAUAGUCAUUUCUGGACAGAGCUCUUUCCCCACUCCACAGCCUUCUCCUAAAAGUCUGACCUGAGAAGUUGAUAAGGAUCUGACAAAUCUACAGCAAUGUGAGCCAUUCUGCAGUAGGGAAAUUAUCAAAUUAUGUGAAUGGGCAGUUUUCAAAUGGGGAAACAAUAUAUUGAAAGAAUUCAAGUGAAUGCAUCAGAUUUCCUAACGGUGUCAAACUGAGAAACUGAUCUCUGCCAGCCUGCAUAUUGCCUCCGAGAACCACAAGUUGACAUUAUCUCUAUUGCAUUAUAUUUUUAUUUGUUUUGUUAAACAUUUCCCAGUUACAUUUUUAUCUGGUUCUCCACACUUCUGGGCUGUUUGAUGCUUUCUGACCAGAAGGCAAAUUUCACAAGUUUGCCCUACAAUAUCCAUGAAAUUGGCAAAAUAUACUGAAAAGUUACAAAAUUAAGUACUGGCAUGGCUGUGGCAAAACAGGCAUGUUGUUAACAUAGCUUAUAGAGUGAUGGGUUGUUUGAAUGACAAUAUUACCAAAAAAUUCUUUGUAAUAAAACUGUUGGAGUGUUUUCUA